This is a messenger RNA of Aspergillus homomorphus CBS 101889, 1644 nucleotides long. Its product is annotated as Zn(II)2Cys6 transcription factor domain-containing protein. Lineage: Eukaryota; Fungi; Ascomycota; Eurotiomycetes; Eurotiales; Aspergillaceae. Gene Ontology annotation, molecular function: zinc ion binding; DNA-binding transcription factor activity, RNA polymerase II-specific. Bases 1 to 1644 code for a protein of 547 amino acids. Gene Ontology annotation, biological process: regulation of DNA-templated transcription. The transcript is spliced from 4 exons. The record is from RefSeq and is a predicted model, not a curated record.
AUGCCUCGAGUGGCUCCCGGGGACCGGAAGCGGCAGUAUCGGCCCAAGACGCGAAGAGUACGACGUGUAAAGUGCGGUGAGGAGCGCCCAAACUGUCUUCGCUGCACGUCAACCGGUCGCCCAUGCGACGGCUACGAUGUUCCGACAUUUCCCUCUGCGUCGAAGUUGACAAGCUCGCGACAGAAUGCACUCGCAAAGCCACUAGUCCCUCGCCCGCUGAGCGACCCCUCGUACUGUCUAUUCACUAGCGAUGAGGAGCGCCGCUCUUUCCAGUUCUUCCUAGCGAAGACCGCCCCGCAGCUGGCGGGCGACUUCGAGUGCGCCUUCUGGGGGCGUUUGUUGCUGCAGUCCGCGCACCACGAGCCAGCCAUCCGCCAUGUCACAGUCGCCCUGGGCUCACUGCACGAGAGCUUUGAGCGCAAUGCAGGCGCCCCCUUCCGCUACGGCGCAAACACCACAAGCAGCUCUUUCGCCCUGCACCAGUACCUACGUGCCAUACGCUGCCUGAGGCCCAUGCCAGAAAGCUCGCAGCCAAUUGACGUGUGCAUUAUCUCCUGUGUUCUCUUUGCAUGCUUUGAGGCUAUGAGCGGCCAGUACGGCUCAGCUAUCACGCAUGUCACCAGCGGACUCAAGAUUCUCGACGAGCUGCGCACUAACCCAAACAAUGGCUUCGUGAGUCCGAACGUGGGUCGUACGCCAUAUAUUCCCUUGGACGUCUUGUGUGGGCUUUUUACACGCCUGCAGGGGCAAGUCAUUGUGACUGUCCACCGUAUCAGCGCAGCCCGUUGCAAUCUGUGGCCUGAUUUAGUCAUGGACUUAAAUCGGCCCAUCGUGUUUCACUCGUUAGCCGAUGCGCGCGAGACACUCGAGGUUUACACAUAUUAUUACCGGCAACAAAGUACGGAGCUGCAGAUUCAGAGCACGCAGACAAUGUCCUUAGAACCCAGGAACUCCAUCAAUCCUGUUAUCACCGUUCACACUGCGGCAGUCGCCUUGCGCGACACCUCCCUUUCCCUGUUGGACCGCUGGUCUGCCGCGCUGGACGACUUUCUGCGGGGGAGUGGUACAUCCCUGACGGACCGCGAACGCCGCGCUACCGCCGUCCUCCAGCUGCGGAAGAUCGACUGUUUCAUCUCGCUAGACGCCCUUUCACCCAUAGGCGAGGCCGACACAGGUGACCAUCUCCAAUGGGACAGGCACUGUGCAUUCUUCGAGCAAAUGGUGACCCUGGGUGAGUCGAUCGUCGACCUGAACUCGUCUUCUAUAUCUCCCUCUUCUCCGCUUGCCCUGUCGCCCCCCAAAUCCUUCUCGCUCGAUCUGGGCAUCGUCGCAGGCAUGUUUAACGUUGCUAUCCGGUGUCGCGACCCGCACAUUCGCCGGCGCGCCGUCCGCGUGCUCCGCGCCGCUGCGGCCCAGGAGGGGGUGUGGAACAGUGUUGUAGCGGCGGCAAUAGCGGAGAAAUGGAUCGAGAUCGAAGAGGAAGGACUGGGGGUCGUAGCGAGCUGUGCGGAUGUGCCCGCUGUCGCGCGGCUGGCGGACUUUGUACCUGUGUUCGAUAUCGAGCAGCCAGGUGCGACGGUCUAUUUUAGCCGCUCGUCCCGGAUGGGUCAGGGGAUUGUCCGGAGAGAAGUGUUUACGUGGUGA